Molecule: messenger RNA, 1809 nt
Organism: Aspergillus affinis
Lineage: Eukaryota; Fungi; Ascomycota; Eurotiomycetes; Eurotiales; Aspergillaceae
Product: beta-glucosidase
Exons: 1
Coding region: 1-1809 (602 amino acids)
Biological process (GO): carbohydrate metabolic process
Molecular function (GO): beta-glucosidase activity
Source: RefSeq, a predicted model, not a curated record
AUGCCUUCGAGUCAGUCUUGGCUGGCAAUAGCGAGUCUUGCGCUGGAAUGCGCUCUUCCAGCCCUGGCAUUUCCCCAGGCCUCGUCCUCGCCUGAGGCAUCCCAUUCCUACUUGUCGUUCCAGUACACUCCGGUGACGUCGGAUGUCUAUGCGACGGCAUUGCCUUCUUCACUUUCUUUUCCAACUCCUUUCGCUCCUUCGUUCCGUGAGGCCUCUACCUUGCUACCGGACAGCCUCACCACUACGACGUAUUCGUACAAUCCUACGAUCACUCAGUCCCCAGAUGGCCAAUACGGUCAAAGCGCAUACGCUGCCCUGUGGAAGGAUUAUUCUUAUACCACAACGCCCCCCUUCACAAACACGGUAUCCCCGACCCCAGUAGCAAAGUCAGAGCUUGUCUUUCCUCCUCAACUAUACAAUGCUCCUCCGGACACGGGAUACCGACUCCCCAAGGAUUUUAUCUGGGGCGUCUCAAGCAGCGCCUGGCAAAUCGAAGGGGCUCUCCAGCUCGAGGGUCGCGGACCAGGCAAAUUAGACGAACUAGGCAAUGCCCUGUCCUCUGAGACCGGAAACCUCAACGACUCCAACGUCGCAAACAUGCACUACUUCCUCUACAAGCAAGACAUCGCUCGUCUCGCCGCCAUCGGAAUCCCCUACUACUCGUUCUCGAUCUCCUGGUCGCGCAUCGUGCCCUUCGGCGUGGCCGGUUCCCCAAUCAACAAGCAAGGUCUAGACCACUACGACGACCUCAUCAACACUUGUCUCGAGUACGGCGUCACGCCCAUCGUCACGCUCAACCACGCCGACAUGCCCCCCUCCGUCAUCGAGGACAUCGAUUCCCUCCGCUCCCACUUCCUCUACUACGCCCAAAUCGCCAUGGCCCACUACGCCGACCGCGUGCCCUACUGGGUCACAUUCAACGAGCCCAACAUCGCCCCAGGUCUCAUGCUCCCCUCCUACGGCGAUCUGACACAGCUCCUCCUCGCCCACGCCGACGUCUACAGAUGGUACAAAGACACCCUCCGAGGCACCGGCCAGAUUACUCUCAAAUUCGCCCAUAACCUCGGCGUGCCCCAGGACCUCAACGACGCAACACACCACGCCGCCGCGUCGCGCUACCAAUCCUUCAUCCUGGACAUCAUGGCCAACCCACUCUUCCUCGGCAAACAAUACCCUAAGGAAACCCUGAACACGAACACCAACGGCACUCUCCUCUCGCCUCUCACAGACGCCCAGAUCGCACACAUCCACCACACCGUCGACUUCUGGUCCUUCGAUCCAUACACCGCACAAUUCGUCAGUCCACUCACUCACGAAGACCAAGAAUCCUGCCACACUAACACCUCCCACCCCUCCUGGCCCACCUGCGUCUCUCUCACCAACAUCCAAUCCAACGGCUGGGCCAUGGGCCAAGCCUCCAACGCCUACGCAUACAUCACACCACAGUACGUGCGCCAACAACUCGGAUACAUCUGGAACACGUUCCGGCCAUCCGGGAUCCUAAUCGCAGAGUACGGAUUCAACCCGUUCGAAGAAAGUAAGCGGUCCGAGUCCGCGCAGCGAUACGACUUCGAGCGAACGCUAUAUUAUCAAGAUUUCUUGACCGAGACGAUGAAGGCGAGGGAGCAGGAUGGGGUCAAUGUCAUCGGGGCGUUGGCGUGGUCGCUGCAGGAUAAUAAUGAGUUUGGGAGUUAUGGGGAACAGUAUGGGUUGCAGGGGGUGAACCGGACGGAUGGGAAGUUUACGAGGGUUUAUAAGAGGAGUAUUUUUGAUUAUGUGGGGUUUUUUCACAGGUAUGUUGGGGAAUGA